AUGCCUGCUACAAUCCCACAAAACAACUUUGACUCAAUCCCCGACUCGAUUGAGGCUUUCCGAAAUGGAGAGUUCCUUGUCGUUCUCGACGACCCCUCGCGCGAGAACGAGGCCGAUCUGAUCAUCGCUGCUGAAGAUGUGACAACCGAAAAGAUGGGCUUCCUCAUCCGCCACUCUUCUGGUUACGUCUGUGUUCCUCUCUCUCCCGAACUCACCAAAUCUCUCGAUCUUCCCCAGAUGGUCCCCAACAACCAGGACCCCCGAGGCACCGCCUACACUAUUUCCGUCGACUCAGCAGACCCUUCUGUCACCACAGGAAUCAGCGCUACCGACCGUGCUCUCGCCUGCCGAACCCUCGCCGACCCCAAAGCCCGUCCCGAUAGCUUCCGUCGCCCCGGUCACGUCCUUCCUCUGCGAUCUCGCCCUGGUGGUGUUCGACAGCGACCAGGUCAUACCGAAGCUGCCACUGAGUUCUGUCGAUUGGCCGGUAAGGCCCAGGCUGCGGCUAUUUGCGAAAUCAUCGAUGAUGGCGAGGAGACCCCAGGCCAAGCUCUUGUCCAGAACCAUGGCAUGUUGCGAGGAGAGGCCUGUAUUACUUUUGCCCGCAAGUGGGGGUUGAAGGUCUGCACUAUUGCUGACCUCGUGGCUUACGUUGAGAAGACCGAGGGAAAGCUCGAGUCCAAUGGUGCUGAGACCGAGGGUAACUAA
Molecule: messenger RNA, 708 nt
Organism: Fusarium pseudograminearum CS3096
Lineage: Eukaryota; Fungi; Ascomycota; Sordariomycetes; Hypocreales; Nectriaceae
Exons: 2
Coding region: 1-708 (235 amino acids)
Biological process (GO): riboflavin biosynthetic process; aerobic respiration
Cellular component (GO): cytosol; mitochondrial intermembrane space
Molecular function (GO): 3,4-dihydroxy-2-butanone-4-phosphate synthase activity
Source: RefSeq, a predicted model, not a curated record